Messenger RNA from Hibiscus syriacus, 1901 nucleotides. RefSeq names its product elongation factor G, chloroplastic-like. The record is from RefSeq and is a predicted model, not a curated record. Lineage: Eukaryota; Viridiplantae; Streptophyta; Magnoliopsida; Malvales; Malvaceae. Gene Ontology annotation, biological process: ribosome disassembly; mitochondrial translation. Gene Ontology annotation, molecular function: translation elongation factor activity; GTP binding; GTPase activity. Gene Ontology annotation, cellular component: mitochondrion.
AUGUUAUCAUUUUCGUUAGCAAUCGAAGUUAAAUUAACAGCCGAAUUGAAGCGCGAGGUGCCGUUGAAAGAUUAUCGCAAUAUCGGAAUUAUGGCUCACAUAGAUGCCGGAAAGACGACGACAACUGAACGUGUUCUAUACUACACGGGAAGGAACUAUAAGAUCGGUGAGGUACACGAGGGUACAGCUACAAUGGACUGGAUGGAACAGGAGCAGGAAAGAGGUAUUACCACAACAUUGGCCCCGACUACGACGUUUUGGAAAAACCACCGGAUUAAUAUUAUCGAUACCCCUGUCCAUGUUGACUUUACGCUCGAGGUGGAGCGAGCUCUCAGGGUUUUAGAUGGAGCCAUAUGCUUGUUCGAUAGUGUUUCCGGUGUUGAACUACAAUCUGAAACUGUCUGGAGGCAGGCUGAUAAGUACGGGGUACCCAGAAUUUGCUUUGUCAAUAAGAUGGAUCGACUAGGAGCAAAUUUUUCCGGACACGAGAAAAAUAAGGGUGUUCAGCCGUUACUCGAUGCCGUUAUGGAUUACUUGCCAUCGCCUGUUGAAUUGCCGCCAAUGAAGGGGACUGAUCCUGAGAACCCUGAAGUGACAAUUGAAAGGAAAGCAAGCGAUGAUGAACCAUUUUCAGGACUGGCUUUCAAAAUCAUGACCGAUCCAUUUGUAGGAUCCCUUACCUUUGUCAGGGUGUAUUCGGGAAAGCUUAGUGCAGGAUCUUAUGUUCUGAACGCGAACAAAGGAAGGAAAGAGAGAAUAGGUAGAUUGUUGGAAAUGCACGCCAAUAGUAGAGAGGAUGUUAAGGUUGCUUUGGCCGGUGAUAUUGUUGCUCUUUCAGGUCUAAAGGAUACCAUUACGGGUGAAACACUUAGCGACCCUGACCAUCCCGUUGUCCUUGAGCGGAUGGACUUCCCCGGCCCUGUGAUUAAGGUUGCUAUUGAACCCAAGACUAAAGCUGAUGUCGAUAAAAUGGCUAAUGGUUUGAUCAAGCUUGCCCAAGAAAACCCUUCUUUUCACUUCUCACGAUACGAAGAGAUCAACCAGACUGUAAUCGAAGGAAUGGGAGAAUUGCAUCUCGAGAUUAUCGUUGAUCGUCUGAAGAGAGAAUUCAAGGUAGAAGCUAAUGUCGGCGCACCACAAGUUAAUUACCGUGAAAGCAUUUCCAAAGUUUCAGAAGUUAAAUAUGUGCACAAGAAACAGUCCGGUGGACAAGGACAGUUUGCUGAUAUCACUGUCCGUUUCGAGCCGACGGAGGCAGGUAGUGGGUACGAGUUCAAGAGUGAAAUCAAAGGUGGAGCGGUGCCAAAAGAAUAUAUUCCCGGAGUGAUGAAAGGGCUGGAGGAGGGCAUGUGUAACGGUGUCCUCGCAGGCUUUCCCGUUGUGGACGUACGUGCUGUGCUAGUAGACUGUUCUUACCACGAUGUUGAUUCAAGUGUCUUGGCAUUUCAACUGGCUGCCAGGGGAGCCUUCCGAGAGGGGGUUAGAAAGGCUGGUCCUAGAAUGCUCGAACCUAUAAUGAAAGUCGAGGUUGUUACACCCGAAGAACACUUAGAUGUGAUCGGGGGUCUCAACUCUAGGAGAGGCCAGAUUAACAGCUUUGGUGAUAAGCCUGGUGGACUCAAGGUGGUGGAUGCCCUCGCCGAAAUGUUCCAAUACGUCAGCACUCUCCGAGGAAUGACAAAAGGUCGUGCAUCCUACACAAUGCAAUUGGACAAGUUUGAUGUUGUCCCUCAACAUAUCCAGAACGAGCUUGCUUCAAAACAGCAAGAAGUUGCUGCUUGAUUUUGUUAUUCAUAUUUUCUUGGCAUCCAAACACUAUUUUUUGUUCAUAAUAUGAUGUCCAAUAUUACUCCUUUUUCCCCUUUAAAUUCUAAAUUUCAUUUAUCAGUUUUGGAUAUAAA